AUGUACAAAUCUUGUAAAAUUCGUGAAUUCUCGCCAACUCUACAGUGUAUACCGGAAGAAGAGCCGAAAAUUGUGGCUUUUCGCCGGAUUACGCUACCCAAAAGUGUCGAUUGUUCCGCCGUCAGAAUUCCGAUUUUCGACGUGAACAUUUAUGCGCCGGAGCCGAAAAAAGAGCCGAUACCGGCCAGUUAUCAACGAUUGCUCACGGAAAUGGAUCAAUAUAUCGAGAAGCAGGCGGAUAAGGGAAAAUAUAGGGAAAUGGUAAGUGCGCUCUAUUGAGAAUAGGUGAUGGUUUUUUGAAAACUAUGGAACAUUUUCAGGCCAAAUCCCUUCGCCAACAAGUCGCCCUGGAGCAAGCGGAAAACAGACGGAAAUCGGUAAUUUUUAACUUUUUUCCGUCUAAAUCAAAUUUCCAUUUUUUUUUCAGGCCCAAAAAUUCACGGAUCGCGACUGGUACUGGUAUUCGGAGCAAACCGGCUCAUUCAGCGACGAGCCACUGGAAAAAUGCGAAAAAUCCGAGGAAAACGGGCUGAAAAUCAGCGAAAAAUCGGUGCUGGAAACGGAUGAAAACGAGAACGCCUUCGAUCUGAGUGCCGAUUUUUGA
Messenger RNA from Caenorhabditis sp. 36 PRJEB53466, 604 nucleotides. Lineage: Eukaryota; Metazoa; Nematoda; Chromadorea; Rhabditida; Rhabditidae. The record is from the annotation of a GenBank genome assembly.